Molecule: messenger RNA, 4825 nt
Organism: Ziziphus jujuba (common jujube)
Lineage: Eukaryota; Viridiplantae; Streptophyta; Magnoliopsida; Rosales; Rhamnaceae
Product: phosphatidylinositol 4-kinase beta 1
Exons: 16
Coding region: 645-3944 (1099 amino acids)
Biological process (GO): phosphatidylinositol-mediated signaling; phosphatidylinositol phosphate biosynthetic process
Cellular component (GO): cytoplasm; membrane
Molecular function (GO): 1-phosphatidylinositol 4-kinase activity
Source: RefSeq, a predicted model, not a curated record
AUGGUAGUAAUUCCUUCACCUUCGUCUUUCUCUCUCAAACAACAACGUCGACCGUCGAGGCUCGUUACACCAGCAGCAACAGCGCCAGCGAAACGACGCCGUUUCCAAGAAGCUGAGGAAAAAAAAAUCGGCCAUUUCCUUUCGCCUUCGUAAUUUCCCGGAUUUCUAUAUUCUUAGGAAUUUUCAUCCAGAUUUACUCUCACCACAAACCGAUCUCUAAUUUUUUUUUUUUUUUUUGAAUUUCAAAAUUUUCUCGGGAAAAUUCCCCAUCGUCUAUGCAAUUUUCCCUCGUCAUUUUCCUCCUCGUUAUUUGAAAAACAGGAAGGGGGAAUUCAUUUCUCUCUCUUUGCCUCCUCGUCGAGGAUUGCGGUUUCUGGGGGAGAACUGGAUUUCGGGGGCUUUUAACAGUGAACGAAUUAUUGGAUUGGAUUGCCGUGGGGAGCUGGAACUCCGCGUUUGGUGAAAAUUAGGGUUUUCGAAUGAAGGUUUUAGGGAUUCAAGGGGUUUUGUGUUGAGGAAAAUGCUGUUCGUGGUUUGAUUCAUCUUGGUUUGGAAUUUGUCCAAGUGUUUUGAGAAAAACAAAUUAGGAUUUUCUCUUCAAUUGCAUUUCAAGAGCGGGUAGGGUUUAUGAUGGUAGAUUGAGAAUGGUGCGGCUUCUGGGUCUGACUCGCGGAGAAUCGUUCGAAUCGCCUCGGGAGAUCGCCUCGAGGGGAAACCCAUCGAGUGAAUCCGGUGAGAAUGGGUGGCUCAUUCGAUUCUUCGACUCCGCGUUCUUCUGUGAGUGGAUCGCUGUUAGCUAUUUGUAUAAGCAUGAACAUCCAGGUGUGCGAGACUACCUCUGCAAUAGAAUGUAUACUCUUCCAUUGCCUGGUAUUGAGAGCUAUUUGUUUCAGAUAUGUUAUAUGUUGGUGCAUAAGCCAAGCCCAUCUUUGGAUAAGUUUGUCAUUGAUAUGUGCUCCAAGUCGCUUAAGAUUGCUUUGAAAGUGCACUGGUUCUUGUUGGCAGAGCUUGAGGACUCUGAUGAUAAUGAAGGGAUUAGUAGGAUUCAAGAAAAGUGUCAAAUUGCAGCCACAUUGAUGGGUGAGUGGCCACUUCUGUUAAGGUCUCAAACCGAGUUGAGUAGCCCUGGAAACAAGAACCUAGUUUUGAAUAGGAUAUUAUCAUCAAAACAGAAGUUAUUAUCACUAACAUCUUCACCACCUGCACAGAGGUCAUUGUCCUUCUCGCCUACCUCCGGGAACAAUGUGCAGGAGGAUGGUCAGUUAUCUCCUGAUGAGAACAAGAUUUUUAAGAAAUUUAUACCCGGACCAAAGGUCCGAGAUGCAUUGCUCUUUAGGAAGUCAGUUGAUAAAGAUGAUGAUGACAAUGAAAAGGAUGGGUUCUUUAAAAGGCUCUUGAGGGAUUCUAAAGGUGAUGAUGAAACGGGAUUGAAGAUUAGAGAGCUGUUUAGGAAGUCAUCAGCAGAGAAGGAUGAUGAUGAUUCUGAAAAAGAUGGAUUCUUUAAGAGACUUUUAAGGGAUAGUAAAGGUGAUGAUGAGGAGUUGACUUCGAGCUCUGAAGGUUUUUUCAAGAGAUUGUUUCGUGAUAGCAAGGGCGAUGCUGAGGAUAGAUCAUCAUCUAAAUCAGUAGAAGAUGAUGAAAAAGAUGGAUUCUUUAGGAAGUUUUUCAAAGAGAAAUUUGAUGACAAGAAGGAUGGGAUUGAUAGGAAUGAAGAUGAAGAAUGUUCCAAAUCUGUUGAAGAUGAUGAAAAAGAAGGGUUCUUCAAGAAAUUCUUUAAGGAUAAAUUUGAGGACAAGAAAGAUAGUAAUGAUAAGACUGAAGAAUGGAGUGCUAAUGGAGAGGAAGAAGAACCUUCUGAAUUUUCGAUAUUUCGAAGGUUAUUCCGAGUGCAUCCAGAAGAUGGUAAAAGUAAUGCUACGAAUGACAGCAAUAACAGUGGUGGCUUGUUUGAAAGUAGCCCAGGAACUGAGAAUUUUUUCCGCAAACUGUUUAGAGAUCGAGAUCGUUCAGUUGAAGACUCCGAGCUAUUUGGUUCAAAGAAGAAUAAAGAGAAGCAUCCUGGUUCACCAAAGCAACGGAAUGAAAAAGCAAAUGCAAAGCCACCUCUUCCAAAUAACACGGCAUCCCAAUUCCGCAAAGGGGCUUAUCACGAGUCAUUGGACUUUGUGCAAUCAUUAUGCGAGACUUCAUAUGGGUUGGUGGAUGUAUUUCCAAUUGAAGAUCGUAAAAGUGCUCUUCGUGAGUCACUUGCAGAGAUCAAUCUGCAUAUUGCUGAGGCGCAAAAUAGCGGAGGAGUUUGUUUUCCAAUGGGAAAGGGGAUGUAUCGUGUGGUUCACAUACCUGAAGAUGAAGCUGUUCUUUUGAAUUCUAGGGAAAAAGCACCUUACCUGAUCUGUGUAGAAGUCUUGAAAAGUGACACUCCAAGUAAUCCAAAGGACUCAUCCAGCUCCCAAAAGCUUUCAAGAGGAGGGAUUCCAUUGGCAAAUGGAGAUGCACUUCUGACAAAACCACCUCCUUGGGCAUAUCCAUUAUGGACUGUCCAGGAGGUGUAUCGCAAUAGUAAUGAUAGGAUGUCAAGUUCUACUGCUCAAGCAAUUGACCAGGCAAUGUCACAUAUGUCUGAGGCAAAAGUGAAAUUUGUUAGUGUAAAAUUGUCUGUGGAGAAGCUAUUACAUUCCCAGUCAGAGGAUGUUGAAAUAUCUGAUUCAGGCCUAGGCAUAUCUUGCAGUAGUAUACAGUCUGCUUCAGUUCCUUUGCAGAUUGUAUCCAAGAGUCAUCAAGAUGGAGACGCUGUAACUCAUACAUCAAGAGCACCACAUGGUUAUGAUUUGGAGUGUGUAAGGUUGGUGCUGACAGCUGAUCCUGGUGUUAGAAUGGAUGACGUUGAGGAUCAAGGACCACCACGACGAAAGGAACACCGCCGAGUGCCAAGUACAGUAGCUAUGGAGGAAGUAAAGGCCGCUGCAGCAAAAGGGGAAGCACCUCCUGGACUUCCUUUAAAAGGGGCUGGUCAGGAUUCAUCAGAUGCACAGCCAAGGGCUAAUGGGGGUACUCCCAAGGCCAGUGAUGCCUUGUCUGGUGAACUUUGGGAGGUAAAGAAAGAGAGAAUACGCAAAGCUUCAGUCUAUGGAAAAGUACCUGGUUGGGAUUUGCGCUCUGUUAUUGUUAAAAGUGGUGAUGAUUGUAGGCAGGAACACCUUGCUGUGCAACUUAUUUCUCAUUUUUAUGAUAUAUUCCAAGAAGCUGGUCUUCCGCUGUGGUUGCGUCCAUAUGAAGUCCUGGUUACUUCUUCUUACACAGCACUAAUUGAAACAAUUCCAGAUACGGCUUCACUCCAUUCUAUCAAAAGUAGAUAUCCUAACAUUAGUAGCUUACGUGACUUCUUUGUUGCCAAGUAUCAAGAAAACUCUCCUACUUUUAAGCUUGCCCAGAGGAAUUUUGUCGAAAGUAUGGCUGGGUAUUCUUUAGUUUGCUACCUUCUACAGGUUAAGGAUCGGCAUAAUGGAAAUCUUUUAAUGGAUGAAGAAGGCCAUAUAAUACAUAUUGAUUUUGGUUUCAUGCUCUCUAACUCUCCUGGUGGAGUAAAUUUUGAGAGUGCUCCAUUCAAGUUAACACGUGAACUUCUAGAGGUAAUGGAUUCAGAUGCGGAGGGAGUUCCAAGCGAGUUUUUUGAUUAUUUUAAGGUUUUAUGCAUUCAAGGCUUCCUUACAUGUCGUAAGCAUGCGGAGAGAGUUAUUCUUCUUGUUGAGAUGUUGCAGGACUCUGGUUUCCCGUGCUUUAAAGGUGGUCUGCGGACAAUACAGAACCUAAGGAAACGGUUCCAUCUAAGUUUAACAGAAGAGCAAUGUGUCUCCUUGGUGCUUUCCCUGAUUAGCAGCAGCUUGGAUGCAUGGCGGACACGGCAGUAUGAUUACUACCAGAGGGUUUUGAAUGGAAUAUUGUGAGGUUAAAUUUCAUUGAUAUCACAUGAUUCUGUUCAACGAAGCCAGCUCAGUAAGAUUGUAAUCAUCCAAAUUGCAUAAGCAAGUCAUUGUGAUGCAAGUGGAAUUGGUUCACUGUUGGAUGGCUUCUGAGUUUUAUUGGAGGUGAAAAGGAUUGUUGAUAGUGAGUUGUGGCCUGUUUUUCUCAGUGUGAGGAAUUUGUAAUUGUAUCGGCAGAAAUACUCAGGAAGUCUAGCAGGCUGAAUUUACUUCAGCAGGGUUUUCAUUUUUCAUUUUUUUUCCCUUUGUUUUCGUGUAAUAUGAACUCAGCUGGUUGGUUGGCGCACAAGGUCAUCCGGCCGUCCUAUCAUCAUAAGACAGAAUACACUGUACAGAGUUACUUCAAUUCAGAGGACAGACCAGAAACGCAAUGGCAUUGGGAACCAUUUUGCCUGGGUGUGUCUGAUUGCAACAUCUUUACACUGAUUAAUGAUCUGCAGGAGCCAGGUUUAGUGAUUUUGUAAAUCUUCGAUUUUCCAUUGAAAUUGAUUAGUCUUCAGCAACGGAGCCUUUGGACAGGCUCCAUCGUUAGGAAGGUAGCCUCUGUUCCUUUCCGCACUAAGCUGUGCCAGGCGUUUGAUUCUUCCAUAAUAUAAGUUGUGGUAGCAAACAAAAAUUCAUGAAAAUUAGUAUAUGAUUGUAUUGUAUCAUGUGUAAUUGAUCCCCAUUUUAUACAGUAAAAAUUUGUUGAUUGGAAUAUCUUCUAAUGUGUGAGUUUUUGGUGGCAUUGACUUCUGAUUCCUGUUUGAUCUCUGCGGUGGCUGGUAUUAGUAUGAACGUACACAACCUGCUUGUAUAUACUAGGUUCUUAUUUAUUUUAUUUAUUUAUGGAUGUUUUGAGUUAA